This is a messenger RNA of Anoplopoma fimbria (sablefish), 1601 nucleotides long. RefSeq names its product nuclear factor 7, brain-like. The record is from RefSeq and is a predicted model, not a curated record. Gene Ontology annotation, molecular function: zinc ion binding; protein binding. Lineage: Eukaryota; Metazoa; Chordata; Actinopteri; Perciformes; Anoplopomatidae.
AUGGCUGAAAAAAAUGUACUUUUCGAAAGUUACCUGAACUGCCAUGUUUGUUCAGAGACUUUCAGAGAUCCUGUGUCUCUGAGCUGCAACCACAGCUUCUGUUCAAGCUGCCUGCAGAAAUUCUGGAAACAAGCUGAAAACAAAAACUGUCCCAUUUGUAAAAGAAAAUCCUCAAAAGACAAUAUUUGGGUGAACUUUUCACUGAAGGAACUGGCUGACUCUUUUGCUGGGAGACAGAAAACUGGAUCAUCUGAGACAGAAAAAGGAGAGAAGAAGGUGGAGGUGGUGUGUAGUAAACAUGGAGAAGAGACUAAACUGUUCUGUGAGGAUGAAGAGAGAGUUGUGUGUCCUGUCUGUGAGUUUUCUCUCCACCAGAGUCACAAGGUGGUUCCUGUAGAACAAGCAGUCAGUGACCUGAAGGACCAGCUGAGAUCUGACUUAGAGUCUCUGCAGGACAAGAGGGACAAACACAAACAAGUGGAGAAAACAUACAAUGAAAUGAUUCAACACUCCAAGAAGCAGCUGUUGUCCACAGAGAGGCAGAUCAGAGCAGAGUUCAACAAGCUCCACCAGUUCCUGAAAGAGGAAGAGGAGUCCAGACUGGCAGCUCUGAGGGAGGAAGAGGAGCAGAAGGGGAAGACCAUCAGCAGAGAGAUGAAGAUGAUUCAGGAGCAGAUCUCCUCUCUGUCAGACAGUAUCUCUGCUGUUGAAGAAGACCUGCAGAAACACAAGGUGUCAUUCCUCAGCAGUUAUAAAGCCACUCAGACCAGAGCCAGAGUCCAGUGCUCACUGUCAGAUCCACAGCUGGUCUCAGGAGCGCUGAUAGAUGUGGCCAAACACCUGGGCAACCUGUCCUUCAGAGUCUGGGAGAAGAUGAAGGACAAGGUCCACUUCAGUCCUGUCAUUCUGGACCCAAACACUGGAAACCGCUGGCUCUAUCUGUCUGAUGAUCUGACCAGUGUGAGAAAUGGAGACACAAACCAGCAGCUUCCUGACAAUCCAGAGAGAAACACUAAUUAUGCCAAUGUUCUGGGCUCUGAGGGCUUCAGCUCAGGGAAACACAGCUGGGAGGUGGAGGUGGGAGACCAUCCUGACUGGAAUGUAGGUUUGGCUAAAGAGUCAGUUGACAGGAAGGGAAAGCGAUCUGCCACACCAAAAUAUGGAGUCUGGUGUUUAUCACAUCGCAGUGGAAAAUACACUAAUGGAGCUGGUGAGACUGUCAGAGUGAAGAAGAGUCUCCAGAGGAUCAGAGUCCAGCUGGACUAUGACAGGGGGGAGGUGUCCUUCUACGACCCUGAAGACAUGACUCACAUCUACACUCACAGAGACACUUUCACUGAGAAACUCUUCCCAUAUUUUUUUAUUGAGGCUGGUGAUGCUAAAACUGCUGAUAUCAAAAUCUGUCCAACUGAUAUUUCUCUGUGAUGUUCAGGGAGGGUGGUGAGGUCUCAGUGAUUUAUCAGGAUUAUUAUAAGGUUUUUUUUUUUGUUUGUUAGUUACAGACAAUUCCAGUUAGUUCUUCAAUUUGAGUGUUUAGUGUAAACAUGUGUUAUUUACACCACUGCUAUGUAUAGGUAGCUACUGAUGCGACAUAUCUUUGG